GACACUCCUUCCCUUGUUAUCAGAUUCAUCCCUUCGAUUCAUCCUUUGCGCAACAAUGCUUCCAGUGAAGAUUGUCUCCUUUCUUUGCUUGGUUUUCCUCGCAGAUGCUACCAGUGGUCUAAAACACCAGUCGCCAAUUGCUUUGAGCUUCCGGGGGUCAGUUGGUACUCCAGGAGUGGUGGACACGACAUACAGAUCCUCCUCUGCAAUCUUUGAAAAUGGCGGGGACAAAGAUCAUAGAGAACUUACUGUGGGAUUUCUUGGAGAUGCCGGGCAGUUUAAUCUUCUCCGGAAAAUAUACCACAUCGAAAAUGUUCACUUUCAUAUGCCAAGCGAGCACACCAUCGAUGGCAUAAGAUAUCCGAUGGAGAUUCAUGUGGUUCACAAGAAUUCCGAAGGGAACAUUGCAGUAAUUGGAUUGCUCUAUGAUAUUGGACCAAGAGCAAAUCCAUUUAUCACCCAGCUGGAACACUAUCUUUCCGGGUUAGCAUCCUCCCCCGAAGAAAGCAAUGCUGUGUUUAUAAGAACUAUCAACCCCGAACUGCUCCAAAUCCCUUCGGACAUGUUCUUCCGAUACAAUGGCUCGCUUACAACUCCUCCAUAUUCCGAGAAUGUCGUGUGGAAUGUUUAUUCCCAGCCGAGCAGUCUCACAACAAACCAGUAUUCGGCAGUCAAAGCUGCUUUGAAGGGAGAAAAUGCAAGGGCUCUUCAGCCACUGAAUAACAGGCUUGUUCAAUUGGUUCAGCUGGUUAGGAGUGACUUUCAUGAAAGAAGUUCCUUCUAAAGCUUUGAUCAAACAUAAUAAAAUGUCUCACUAAUAAAAAUAAAAAAAAGUAGUAGUAGUAAUAAUAAUAAUAAUAAUAAUUAUUAUUAUUAUUAUUGAGUA
Selaginella moellendorffii is the source of this 886-nucleotide messenger RNA. Its product is annotated as alpha carbonic anhydrase 7. The coding region runs from base 56 to 784 and encodes 242 amino acids. The record is from RefSeq and is a predicted model, not a curated record. Gene Ontology annotation, molecular function: carbonate dehydratase activity; zinc ion binding. The transcript has 7 exons. Lineage: Eukaryota; Viridiplantae; Streptophyta; Lycopodiopsida; Selaginellales; Selaginellaceae.